This is a messenger RNA of Carica papaya (papaya), 1484 nucleotides long. Its product is annotated as Cupredoxin superfamily protein. Gene Ontology annotation, molecular function: electron transfer activity. Lineage: Eukaryota; Viridiplantae; Streptophyta; Magnoliopsida; Brassicales; Caricaceae. The record is from RefSeq and is a predicted model, not a curated record. Gene Ontology annotation, cellular component: plasma membrane.
GGAAAAGGAGCUGACGAAAAUAAGGGACAUAAAACCAUAUGCUUGCCGAUAAUCCAUACUACAGCAUGAUUGUACUUUACCUUCUACUCACUACAUCCUUCAAUAUCCUUGACGUGAGAGCAACAUCGUUUGUUGUCGGAGAUGGUGAUGGCUGGAAUCUCUUCACCAAUUUCACCAACUGGACUGAGGGUAAAUUAUUUCAUGUUGGUGACAUCCUCGUGUUCAAUUACGAAAAAGGCUCACACAAUGUAAUGCAAGUCAACUCAACUGCAUAUACAAGUUGUAUAAAAGAUGCAUACAUAAGCCUGUCCAAUAGUGGAAAUGACUCAUUAGUCUUAUCAGAGCCGGGAGAAAUUCAGUAUAUCUGCGGAGUGGGGGAUCACUGUGAAAAUGGUCAGAAGCUCACCAUUAAUGUAGUUCCUUGGAUGGUCUCAUAGUAUGGAAUACUGACACCUAUGGUCUCAACUACAAGAAUAAUGUCUAAUUACAUAGGUCAUCACCUUCUAAUGACGAACUAUAAGAAGUUGCCUUUUCUCUUUUCCAAUAAAAGGAAGUUCGUUUUAUGGUAUAAGGUAAUGUGGCAGUUGAUGAAUUCCAAAGACAUCUUCAAAUUCUAGAGAUAGAAUAAAAGGUACUUAUUCAUGAAAAAUGACAAAAUUUCCCAUUCGUUUGAACUUGGUAAUCAUUACCAAAUUAUCGAACAUAUAUUUAUGUGCACGUGCACACAUUUAUCUACAAAUGCAUCUUUAGUAAUUGUAUUAUGUUAAGGUCCUGCCUUUGGCAUCUAAUCAUGAAAUGAGACACAUUAGAGAGAAACCCACAAGUAUCCAUAUUUAAGGUAAUCUAAGUUUUUAAAAUAACUAUUCUCCAAUUAUUGCAUAACUGAAUGAACACAGAAAUAUGGAAGAAUCAGUUGGCUUCUUCCUGAAAUGGAAAAUUUAAUCACCAUGGUUUUCAACUGAAAUUUGGGUCAAGAUUAAUAGGGAAGAGCCAGCUACUUCUUCCUAAAACCUACAUUUUAGCUUAAGUAAUAAUUAUGACUUUAUUUAUUCUCAAAAAAUAUAUGAUUUUAGGCUUUCUUACUUAGUCUAAUCAUUAAAUAAUUGAAAAAUAGAAAAAAUCCAAAAUGAAAGACAUCUAAACAAAGACAGUAAAAGAGUUCCACCCAACUUUCUUUGUCGUUCGCUAUUCUCUGUGCAUGUGAGUCCCUUUUCAGUCUCUUCAGCUUUGUAAGACUUUCUGUUUUCUUUUAUUAUCAACUAGAUCAUGAUACACCUCCUUCAUAAGGUACUUGUCCUCAAGCACCAAAUAUAAUAAACGAAUUCAGAAGUAAACAACCUCCCAAAAGAAAAAAAAUUCCAGGUGACAGAAAAUAAGAAGUCUGGAGGUCGUCCUUGUUCUGCGUACAGACGUAGAAUUCUGUAAUUUUAUAACUCCCAAUGCAAAAGUCUUCAAUCAAUCUAGAAGAAAAUUUGUUUCUCUUU